AUGGAUAUAGAUCUGAUGAAAGAGUAUAGGAAAAUAGAUGAUAAUAUUAUGCUAAGGAUGAAUACAACUGAUACUCAUUCGGAGACAUCAUGCAAAGAAUUUUUUAAACAUUUAUCAGAGGCGUACGCAAGAAGGGAGAAGGCAAUAGACUCGUGCCUGAAGAUACUCGACGCAAGGUUAGAGAAACAGCAAAAGAUUAUUGAGGAUGAUCCGUAUAACAGCGAUGUUAAAAAUCAAAUAUUUGUUGAUGAGACAAAGCGGAGGAUGAUUGCCAAUGAAUAUGUAGUGGAGGACAUUGUAAGGGAGAGGAGUUUAACGGUGUUUAAGAACAAGUGUCGAAAGUUUACCAUUCCUGAAGAAUUCCGACGGUGGCUACAGAGACGAUAG
This is a messenger RNA of Paraglomus occultum, 387 nucleotides long. The record is from the annotation of a GenBank genome assembly. NCBI's taxonomy places the organism in Eukaryota, Fungi, Glomeromycota, Glomeromycetes, Paraglomerales, Paraglomeraceae.